UUCGUGUUCUCUUAUUGUGUUCCGACUCUCUUAGUGUGCUACUCGUACAGUCAAAGCUAUGUUUGCAAACAAAGUUGUUCUCAUCACUGGCGGUAGCUCCGGUAUCGGAGCGGCUGCAGUCGAAGGCUUUGCUAAAGAAGGUGCCUUCGUUGCUUUCGUUGGAAGAAACGAAACUAAAUUAAAGGCAGUUGCAGAACGUUGCGGAGCAAACACCUUUCCCAUAAAAGCUGACAUCGCCAAAGAUGAAGAAGCGAAGACCAUAGUGGCGAAAACCAUUGAGAGGUUUGGUAAACUUGAUGUCCUAGUGAACAAUGCUGGAGUAAUGCAAAGGGUGAGCUUGAGCGACCCAAAUAUUUUAGAUGCCUUUGAUUUCAUUUUGAAUACGAACCUGCGAUCUGCCGUGUUGUUAACAAGUCUGGCGAUUCCGUAUCUGAAAGAAACGAAAGGAAACAUCGUCAACGUUUCAAGCAUAGGGUCAUUCCGCAUUCCAGCUGAUGUUGAAGGCUUGGUUAGUUACUCAAUUUCAAAAGCCGGAUUGGAUCAAUUCACCAGAGGUGCUGCUAAGGAGUUUGCUUCAUUUGGGGUAAGGGUAAAUUCUGUCAACCCUGGGCCUGUAAGAACUAGACCGGCAAUUAACAGUGAAGGUAAAUAUUUUCCUGACGAUGACCUCAUAAUUAAGAUGACAGCAUUGGGAAGAGCAUCUGAGCCAGAUGAGAUCAGUGGUCAUAUCCAAUACCUAGCAAGUGAUAAGGCUAGAAGCGUGACGGGUACGUGUUUCGUUAUGGAUAACGGCGUUCUGCUUAAGUAAUAUUAUUGUCGUGCAAUACAACAAUCCAGUAAAAGUUCUGUUUAUUAGAUUGCUGAUUGAAAAAUAAAACAUAUACAGCAUA
Molecule: messenger RNA, 890 nt
Organism: Trichoplusia ni (cabbage looper)
Lineage: Eukaryota; Metazoa; Arthropoda; Insecta; Lepidoptera; Noctuidae
Product: 17-beta-hydroxysteroid dehydrogenase 14-like
Exons: 1
Coding region: 59-808 (249 amino acids)
Molecular function (GO): oxidoreductase activity
Source: RefSeq, a predicted model, not a curated record